CGCAGGCGUACCGACGCGGCCGGGAGGCGGAGAGGACCAAAGCAACCUCGGCCUCCGCCUCCUUCAGCCGUAUCCGCGCAGGGCUGGUCGGCGGACACCCGGACGGCUCCGGGCAGGGGCCCCGCGGGCUGCGCGUAGUAAUGGGCUCCGGCUGGAGUAGCGAGGAGGAGCGGCAGCCGCUGCUGGGGCCUGGACUCGGGCCUGCGCCGGGGACUGCUUGGAGAAGCCGGGAGGCGGCGGCGGCGGCGCUGCCGGCAGCCGCCGGGAGUCCCGGGCGAGUGUACGGGCGCCGCUGGCUGGUGCUCCUGCUCUUUUCCCUGCUGGGGUUCGCGCAGGGCCUGGUCUGGAACACCUGGGGCCCCAUCCAGAACUCGGCGCGCCAGGCCUACGGCUUCUCUAGCUGGGACAUCGCGCUCCUCGUGCUGUGGGGGCCCAUCGGCUUCCUGCCCUGCUUCGCGUUCAUGUGGCUCCUGGACAAGAGAGGUCUUCGGAUAACUGUGCUUCUGACGUCCUUCCUGAUGGUUUUGGGGACUGGUCUAAGAUGCAUACCUAUAUCAGACUUAAUGCUUAAAAGAAGACUAAUCCACGGAGGACAGCUGUUAAAUGGAUUGGCAGGUCCGACUGUAAUGAACGCGGCUCCGUUCCUCUCCACAACGUGGUUUUCCGCAGAUGAGCGGGCCACUGCCACGGCUAUUGCAUCAAUGCUCAGUUAUCUUGGGGGAGCCUGUGCAUUUUUAGUUGGACCGCUUGUUGUUCCAGCUCCCAAUGGGACGUCGCCUCUUCUUGCUUCAGAGAAUAGCAGGGCCCACAUUAAAGAUCGCAUAGAGACUGUAUUGUAUGCAGAAUUUGGAGUUGUCUGCUUACUGUUUUCUGCAACUCUAGCUUAUUUCCCAACUCGGCCUCCUCUUCCUCCCAGUGUUGCUGCAGCUAGCCAGCGGCUGAGUUAUCGGCGGAGCUUUUGUAGAUUACUAAGCAAUUUGAGAUUUUUGAUGAUUGCUUUAGCAUAUGCCAUACCACUUGGCGUGUUUGCUGGCUGGUCUGGAGUUCUGGACUUAAUUUUAACACCAGUGCAUGUCAGCCAAAUAGAUGCUGGCUGGAUUGGAUUUUGGUCUAUAGUUGGAGGCUGUGUCGUUGGAAUAGCAAUGGCAAGGUUUGCAGAUUUUAUCAGGGGUAUGCUGAAGCUAAUUCUUCUCCUCCUGUUUUCCGGAGCUACACUAUCAUCCACGUGGUUCACCCUGACCUGUUUGAACAGCAUCACACACCUGCCUUUAACUACAGUGACAUUGUACGCCUCCUGUAUUCUCCUGGGAGUGUUCCUGAACAGCAGCAUACCUAUAUUUUUUGAGCUUUUUGUGGAAACUGUCUAUCCAGUUCCAGAAGGAAUUACUUGCGGAGUUGUCACUUUUUUAAGUAAUAUGUUCAUGGGAGUACUUUUGUUUUUUCUCACAUUUUAUCACACAGAGUUGUCUUGGUUCAACUGGUGCCUUCCCGGGUCGUGUUUGCUCAGUCUUCUCCUCAUUCUGUGCUUCAGGGAAUCCUAUGACAGACUCUAUCUUGAUGUGGUUGUCUCAGUUUAAUAGCACAGACUUGACGGAGUUUAAAAAGAGACUGGAAAUCAAUACUGCAUACUGCACAUUUGCUUGGAAUUGCACAUCUAACAGGGAAAAAAGAGGAGGAGAGAGAAACUUCAUUCAGAGGUUUUGUUAGGUUACAGAUGAUUGCAUUAAUUUAAUUACUACUAAGUAAUAAUAAUGGGACUUGAGAGAUAACAGGGGGGUUUAAAAACUGUCAGUGGCAUACCUGUGCCUGAGUCUGGGGUUAGAAGUGUGAUGUCUUACACAGAAAGCACUACCUAAAUAAUUCCCUCUGUUUUGUGCCAGUGCUAAACUACUGAUGGACUAAUUGUAAUUAUGGAAAGAAAUAAAGGGUGUCUAUCACAUGAAGAUAACUCCUUCCCUAAGUCACAAUCAGAAUAGGAAGAAAUGCCACUAACUUCUAAAGAAGUUUAAACCCUGAUUCUGAUUUUAAUUAUAAAAUAGCCAAGAGGUAUAUCAAUGAUAGAAAUUAGCCACAUGUACACUACGUUUUUUCUAAUAAAGCCAUUUCUUAUAUGACUCCUUAUUUUUAAUUAGUCAGAUCUUUGGCCACCUUAAUUAUGGUGAUCAAGUGCUUUCCAGCAACUUCAGAGCGCAUACUUUGUGUCUCGAUCUUAAACUUAUCCUUGUUUCUGUGAAAUACAGUUGCAUCUGUUAGGCUCUUAAAUGAUUAUAUUAAAGGUGACUAAGUGUUUCUUAUAGUCGCAUUAAAUACUGUAUGAAAAAAUGUGAUUCCGUUCUGAUUUAGCACUUUGUUAAAAGUGAAAUGACAAAUCCCACAGAACAUCAUGUGUCUUGGGGCAGAUGUGUAUGUGGUGGCAUGGGAUGGGAAAUCCAGCACCAGCCGUUAUUUACCAGGGUUACGUUUUAUUAAAAUGACCCUUGUUUGAAAAUAACAAUUUAUAACAUUGAAACUUUCAAACCUGUUGAGUGAUUUCUGAAUUACAUUCUUGUAUUUCUAUUCAGUUUUCCAUGGAGUCAGUAUAUUUGAGAGGGCAGUAUUUUGCCAGGACCUGCCUUCUUUCUGUGGGAUGACAGCUUUUUCAAAAAUAACACUGAUUGGUCAGCUCUCAGACAUGUAUUUCACUAUGACAUAAAACAUGCUCUGGGGGGGGGUGGUUACAGUACUACCAUUAUUCACAUUUAUGUAAUGCCUCUGACACGGGAAAACCAAACACUUUCUCAGAAAAGCCAAGAAUAAUAUUUUACCUUCAUUGUUCUCAGCUUCCUCCAACCCUCUCUCCUUUCCUCACUUGCGUCUUCCUUGUCAGCUAAGUAUAUAUUUUAUUUGCCUUUUUCUGGACAGGCAGAGUGUAAGUCAGCUCCUUCCAUUAGCCAGGGUGGUGCACUACCGUUAAAGAGACCUGGUCAGCACUUAAUUCUCCUCAGCUCCACACACGCGCACACACUGGCACACAGAGUCCCAAGUACCCCUCCUUUCCCACCUUGGGAAGAUGAAGGCUAUGCAGUAACUCACCUCGGUCCUAGAGAAGGAUUCUGUUCCUGCCGAGCCUUCUGAGAGCCUAAAUUGUGCCACUGGAAAGUAAGAAAACCCUCAAAUUUAACAUCUGUCUUCAGUCACGUUUAGACCAUCCCCCUUUUAACCAACCACCCUGCUAACCUAUCAGCAAGAACUGAAGGAACUAAGAGACUUGCUAAAGAGGAGAAAUAAACCUUGUCUUUCUUCUUAAAUACAAAUGAAAGUAAAGUAGAAUUCUUGAGAAUGUGAGUGAAAGCCAGGCAGUCCAGAUAUCAAUGGUGCUAAAAUAACCACCACCCUUUCCUGUCUAGAAUGAAGGCAGAAAGGCGAGAGAAGUAUGACGUAUUUGGUUUUAGUCAGAACUGUUGUGCUUGAGGACAUUGCUGUAUAAAAUUCUGCUGUAAGACUUCUCAUACAGAGCAUUUUAAUUAUGGUUCAUUCUACUUGUAACUUAAAGAACGACAUUAAAAAAUAUUACAUAAAUGACCAGUUCAAAGACAUCCCAAGUGGGUAGUGCUUUAAAAUCCCUGCAUUGUCCCGGACACCAAACCACUGUGCUUAGCAGACGUGAGCUGAGAUGCCUCCCUGUGUCUCAUUUACAUCCACUUACCCCUCCAGCACAUAAUUUAUUCUGAUCACAAACUGCAACUGUUUUAAGUGAUCAAAAGUUCGUAUACCAAACCUGAUAGGAAUAGAACCAAAAGGCUCCAGGGGUCAGGGGAGGAUGACAUGUUAUUUACUUACCUGUAUAUUUCCAAAAAAAAUUUUUUUUUUACUUUGUUUUUAUUUCUCACAUGCAUCAAAAUAGACCAGCUGUUAUCUUUGCACUUUAAAAACAUUAUUGAGUCCUAAUGAAAUUUUAUAACUGAAGAAAAUCUCAGUCCUUCACUAAUCAAGUGCUGAUUUUAGAAUGUAUAGGAACAGUCCCAGAGAGGUAAAGACUCAUGCUGAAUGUCACAGUCCUAGUUAGUGACAAGAGUAAAGCUAAUAAAAACUCACAUCUUCUGACUCCCAAAGCCGUGCUUUUCUCUACCUCAUAGAAUUGCAGCUUAAUUUGGACAUUUUGGGGUGUUCAUGAAUACUCUUUCAUAUUCAAAAACUAUGGGGCUUAAGAAUAAAAUGCCAUUAAAGUGAGGCGAUUGUUUGGUUUUUAAGUAAAAUCCGUCUUUUUUCUUCAUCACUACCCUGAUGGUGCUGUAAUAUCUCUAAGUCUUAGCUUGCAGUGACACAGUCUGAAAACUUUCUCAUAAAUAAUUCAUUCCUCAUACACCAAGUCAACAGCGUUAUUAAUUGGUAAGGACAUGUUACAGUGUAAGUUCCCUGCGGCUUAUCAGUGAAUACUUCACAGUUUAUGGGAAGAAGCAUUUUUUAAUAUGGUCCAUGGUGGAGGUAUAGGAGCAAGACAAUUACAUACACAAAUGCAUGCGUUUCACUGGGGGACGGAGCUAAUAAAAUAACAAGACGGAAUCAAGUACCAUUUUAUAUAUUUAGGCAUCUAUGUCCUAAAGGCCAAGUUUUAUCACAGAUCAUACAUUCAUGUUUAAUUAUUGAGAAUGUUUACAGCUUGUCUUUAUGAAGCCUUUCAAAUGAGGGAUUCAAGCUAAGAAUUUUAAAUUGAGAUUACAUUCUCAUCUAUUCAUCUUUAAAUUUUUUAAUUUUUUUUACUAUUCUUACUAAAAUCUAGGCAUUCUUCUUGCUGUUUGCAUAAGCUUCAUUUGAAACUCAAGAUCAAAUGCAAUUGCAUAGUAAAUUAGCCUUAAAUUAAUGUUUAAAAUCACAUUAAUUCCAUAUUUGUCCCUAAAACAAUAAGGACAGGAAUUACCGUGGCUAUACCAUAUUACCAGGCAAGUGCAAAAGCUGUGAUACGAAGAAAAUGCCAUAUUAAAAAAGAAAUAUGUAGAAAACGAGAAAAUUUCAUCAGACCUAUUUCAUAAAUAUAGGAAAAAUAGAAUUCCACUUUAAUUUGGCAUUAUAAUUGUGCAGAAGAGAACGAGAUAAAGCUUAUGUCCAUAUAUCAACAGUUUGCCAGUCUCUUAGAAAAUAUAAGCAAUACUGGGGGGUGGGGGAAGUGCUGCCCAUCCAAGAAGAGCUAAACUUGACAGGGAGAUUCUUAGGUGCUCUUUUAACAGCAUCCAUUGGGCAGUUUUUGCUCAAUAGCAGUGAGUUGUCUGCUCAGUAAGUAUACAUCUUGGCCAUCCUGAGCACUCAUUUCCUUUCUGGUGUCCUCCCAGCUCAGAUGGAACCUCAAACUUCGGAGAUGUCCUCUUGGAACUAAUAUCAGGGCCCUUAAGAGACCCUUGAUGGUGGUCACCUCUGGCCAGGGGGUAGGACUAAGAGAGGCUGUGGGCAGACAGUAUAGGCAAGGACGUGGCCCUAAAUCUCUCUCUGAACCAUGCUACUUUUUAUAAACAAUUUUAGUUUGCUCUUGGUCAGGAUUGAAACAUCAGCCCCUUGUUUUGCCUAACAGUUUUCUGAGCUUCCUCACUUGUCCUCGUUGCCCUGUCCCUCAGCUUUCUGAACCCUUGCAUGAAUCUGACCUCAGCUCCAUCCUGAUCUCCUCUUCCUUGAACUGACUCCCUGGCACAGGCUUCUUCACCCUCAACUCCUCCCUAAGUGCCAGGGCUGGCUAGUAAUAAGGCCACACAUCCAGGUUGCCCCCUCCGGAGCAGACACUAGCAUGAGCAGAACAUCAGCAUGUCCAGGUACUCCAGGGAAAUUGAGCAGUUCUUCCCACAGCCAAGUCUUAUAAGUUAGAAUAUUCCCCUGAAACAGGAAGCGAAUUACAGAGGUCACUAACAAGUUUCUAUAGUUAUUAUUUGUUGCCCUUUUAGAAUAUGGACUAACCUGCCUUAUGUAGUCUUUCUGUUGUACCUUGGAACAUGGCAGGUCUUAAACAAUAGCUUUUCAUCUCAGCCCACACUCAAAAAGAGAGCAGAAAGUCACCCCACCCCAGCUGUUCUGUUCAUUCAACAAGGAAGAAUUAAUUUUUUUUAACCAACUAAAAAAAUGAAACAAAACAUGGAAUUCAUUUCAGCAACCUUGGUAAAACGAUAAAAACACAUCAACCCAUUUUACCUCUAAGCAUUGUAGAUUUGGAACGUUGUGAGCUUGAGGCCGGAAGGUCAGCCCUGCGUCACAGCACCCUCGGGGUCCCCCAGCUCUUCUGGUUUCCCAGUGAGGCUUCUGCUGUCUUGAUCAAAAUGGCAAGAAGGACUUGGAGACACUUCUGACUGGCUUUCAUGUUAGAAAAUGAUACUUUUUUAAACUACAAUUUAGACUUUCUCUAGGUCAGGUUGGUUUUCUUCCCAUUUAUGUGGCAGGACUGUAGAAUCAAAGAGAUGAUCUAAGCCAAUCACCCCAUUUUCCAAGUAAGUAAAGAAGAGAACCUUUUAGAUUAAAUAACAGCUUAGUUUUAGCAGGUCACCCGACUCCCAGACCAACAUUCCUUCCAUAAGUGAUCAAUGUGUUAACCACAGAUAAAUUCUUUUAAGUAAAAUUUCUUUCUUUCAAAUUUUUGAAAAUUAAAAUACAUGAAGGUAAAUUCUAAAAUACCCAGCACAGAGAAAGUGAAGUGAAGUCUACCUCUGUAGAAACAUGUGCUGGUUAAUCCAUUCUCCUUUCCAGAGGUCAUCCCUAUGAAUCCUUGCAGAAAUUCUUCUCUGCAUCCACAUACAUAGGUAUAUCAAGUUAUCUCAGGAACUGUUUCUUAAAACCAUGUUGGCGUUAACAUUUGGGCAGGAGUUUCUGAGAUCCUUAUUUUUCUUCAGGAUGACUGGGUAUCAGUGUAGUAGUGCUUAACGGAGACAUUUCACAGACCUCACGAUGUGCCGUCAAGCUCUAUCAUACUCUGAACUUUACUGGUGAAUUCCAAUAUACGAUACUGUUUUUCUUAUUGGAAAUAUAGUUUCCGUUUUUAUGCCACCCACUAAGAUCCAUGCACUGUGAGAGAAGAAAAUGAAUGGCUCAUCCCCAAAAGUCAGACAGAUUUUCUUGACGAGGUUUCCUUGGCUCUCCAUCUCAGCAGAGGCACACCAUGCUGCAGACAGCAGAAAGUUGAGAAGAUAAGUGAUGGCACCAAAGAAUCGUAAGUUUCUCUGCAACAACAUCAUCUCUAGUGGCCCAAUUCUAUGCAGAUCUUUUACAGAGUGAGAGCAGAGGCUCAACGUGUACACAGGUGUUAGGAGACAAGGCUUCUCUGAGACUAAUGCAGGCACAACAGCUGUCAGAGAAAUGAACAGAUGACCAGCCUGGGAGUCAGGAGGCCUGGGUCUCAGUCUCUCUUUCCAGGGCACCUGCUGAGCACCCUUGGGGCUUUGGGAAGGUCACCUGUUCUCUCUGGACACUGGCUUCCUCACCUCUAAAACAGGAAUCAAGUAGAUGGUCCUUUUUACUGAGAAGAUUGACAGUAUGUGAUACACACCUAUUUGGUCACACACAACAGAAAGUGAGAAGACAACAUGAGGGCAAUACCUUUCCACCAGUACUUACAGUUAACUCACAGUUAUACAUGACCUUUUCAAACAAACGAGGAGCUUCUACAAGGAAGGCCCACUUAGCUACGAGUUCUAGGAGCCAGGCAGUUAUGGAAACUCUCAGGCUGUCAACAUAUCCACUGUUCCUAACUUCAUUCAUCCUAUCAUUCAUUCUGUAUACAGAGUUAUUAUAUGUGUGCAGUGUGUGCCUGUGAAGGGGAAUCAGAAAAACAAAAGAUGUUUCUACCUUCCAGGACAUUUUAGACAGAUUUUAAAAAGCAGAUACUCUUUUGAACUAGCAAUUAAAAAAGGACCAAUGAGAGUUUCCUGAAUAAUUAUGCAUAACAGGUACCCACAUUUUUUCCUCAUAUCAUCAUUAACCGUAAAUGAUUUCAAGAGAAGGAUAUUCUGUUCUGUUGAAAUUUCUAUCAUAGACAGAACCCGUAUCUAUCUGGGAGCACUAAUUCAAUUUGGCAUGAGGAACCCCAGACAUUACCAUCAUUCCAUGGCUGGAGAGUGGGUUACUGUUCCUUUAGGAACUUGGGAGGAUUACUGACACCUCCAGCUUCCUCUGAAGACAGAACUUAACAAAUGCAUACAUGCCAAGAUACACAUUCUCAUACGGAUUUGAGUUUCCUUUCUGAAAGGAAUUUGAAUUUUAAACAUGAAAAGGAAGGAUUUCUAAUUAUAGAACUUGGGACAUAAGCCCAUCAGAGAGAAGAGCAGGCAGGAGACUUUGUGGGAGCCCUUCGGGUGUCUCUACCUGUGAGUAAAUCGAAACCACACUUAAUGCAUCACUAGAGCAGUCCUGGCCUCUUAAACCUUUGCAGAAACCCAAAGAUGCUAAAAAGGGCAGGUUUUAGUUCUGCAGAUGGGUUUACUGCCAGUGUCCCCAUCUCCAAAUUCACUUCCCUCCUCACCAGAAAUAUAUCAUUUGGGAGGCUUGUGAAAAUUAAGUCUUAGGAAAAUUCUGCCCCCAUCCUACUAACUUGCAUCCACAAGUCCCAAGCAAAAUCGCUUCCUUGACUUACAUGCAUAUAAGUACCUAUUUCUGUUUAGGUCUGUGACUCAGAGAAGGUGUCUGGAAGAAGUCAGGAGAGGUGACUGAUCCCACCUCUCCUGCUGUAGAUGGAAUGGGGUCUGCCCACUGGAACUCAGCUAAAAUUGAGGGUGUGUGUUGGGGUGGUCCCUUGCUUCUUAGUCCUUCCCUGAGCUAAUUGCACUGCUCUUCCUGAUCAAUAAGUUAUUGCUGAGAAAAUCGUUUCAGUAAGUGAUGUCAAUGUCUCCAGUGGAGCCGUCCCUCUCUACCCCCUGUCCUUUCAGCUUGUGUCCCAGACAAAUGCAGUUACCUCUGUCCUUUUCAGAGAAAAAACAUUGAUUGAUAUCUUAGCCCUGACAUUUCACCCUCUUUUAUCUCAGAAUGGAGAAGCCCCUUCAUAUUUGUUGUCUUUUUAACUCAAGGUUAAUACAGCUCCCCAGGCACAGGCAACUCUGCGCUGCAUGCUGUUGCCAGUAAUUGUCCUUCCAUCUAAUUGGGGGAAAGGUGACUCUUAAUGAACCAGCUACUGAUUCCCUUACCUCUUCACUCUUUUAUCAGUAUUCCUUUACCAGGAAAUUCUUUGUUAUCUAGGUCCUGAAAUUUAUUUCAUGUUUUUUUAAACUUCAAUUUUUUUCUUACAAAAUUGCUCCUUUUAUCUUAUAGCAGACUGUGAUCUUUUUCCUUCUGAGUACUUUAUAAUAUAAUUUGAACAUAAUAGAACAUUCUAAAAUAAAGCCAGGCAGGGAUUUCAUCAUAGCCAAUAUUAAAUGCUGGGAGAGGCAGAUCAUAUUUUUAAAAAGAGAGAAAACAGGGAUGGAGGAAGCCGGAUCUCAUAAUUCAACCAGUAUAUUUGGGGCUCCCGUUGCGUGCUGAGCACUGACUGAGUGGGGCAUAAGGAUACAGAAACAAAUAAGACAGUAUCCUGGCCCUCAGAGAGAUUUGUAUUCUGAUGAGUCCAUUCAUAAAAACUGUCGUUCAAAGCUAGCAACACCCUCAAAAGGCUGUUGGAAGCUUUGUAGCUUAUUUCUACAGCUGUCUAUGGGAUCUUUCUCUGGAAAAAUAUAUUAUAAAUCCUGUUUCCAUGGGCCAUUAAAAAUCCACGUUUGUCCCUAAUCAACGUAUGGUGACGUGUAACUUUCAUACAGUAAAAAAUGCCUCUGGACAGCCUUUGAAGGGAUAGGCAGAAAAAUUUGCUUUGAUGGCUUGAAAAGAAGUGGAAAGGCUUUAGGGAGUUCAGAUCUGCUAGCUCUCAGACAUGGGAUUAGGCAGAGGGAAGAGCCUUCCUGCAAGAGGGAGACCUCACUGAAGGAGUUAGUGAAACAGAAGCCAGGCCUCCAGGCAUUUGUUAGAACAUCUACCGAGCAAAAGCAGAGAAGGACAGGGAGGGAGUGGUAGUAGAAACAGAUUCUGGAGAACAGAACUGCGAAACUGGCUCCUGCUCAGAGGCAUCUGGCCCCGCCUCCUGCCUCCAAGCACAUUGGCCAGCAAUGUGUCUGGCCAACUGCUUCUUCAGCUCUUGAGGGAUGGAGAUUCUACAACCUACCCUGUCAUCUGUUUUAGAGCUACUCCCCUUUGCACUUAGAAGUUUUUACCUUUCAAGAAUGGAGGCAGGAGAGAGGUGGUCAAAAAGAUGGGGAGCCAAGCAGAGCAAAUCAGGGCAGAGGAAUUGUAGCGGAGCUGGAGGUGGGGAACGUCUCCACAUUUCACACUCCCUCACCAGCUGGAGCGGGUGGGAACCCUGGAGGGGGCGCCCGGCCAUUUGGGAACCGCCCUCUCAGAAGCCCAGUCUGGCACAGCGGAGGUUCCUGUUCUGCUUGGAGAAAGCACUGGGAAUCUAGGCAUCCGCCAUCUCCCAAGAGGAACUGUGUUUUAUCCAAAAGUCUGCAAGUAAACUGACUAUACUUCAAUUAAAAAAUGGAUGGGGAUAGUCUAUAAAUUUUACACUCCCCUCUCGCUUCCAUUCUCCAAAGGAACGUUCUGUAAUUGAAGGCAUGCCUUUGGUACCCUACUGUGUUUCGUGUACUCUGCCAGAAUAAUGACUUUUCAUACCAAUUCUGGGAUGCAAAGAAAUCUUGGGUAGUCCAAGUGGACUUAGAUCCAACUAAAGUUCCCACCUCUUACUCCAUUCAGACUUUUCCAUCUGCACCCUCCACCCCAGUCACACUCCUAGAAGCAACCAGAAAGUCUGUCCAACCAAAUAUACUCUCUGCAAAAAAAACAAAACAAACAAACAAACAAACAAAAAAACCACCAGAGUUUUUCACUCAAAAAACCAAACCAAAACAAACAAACAAAAGCUCUCCGAAAGCCCAAGCGCUUUCUUGUUCUUCUUCUGUUCUCAAGCCACGGUGUAUCUGGUCUGACUUUACACCAUCUGCAGUUCUCUGCACACAUGGUAGGCAGGGCAGGAAGGCAAGCAGAGGCCGACGCAGUAGCUGGAAGGAAGUGGAGGUAGGGUGGCUGCAGAGACCGUUGCUGGCACGGGAGCCUACAGUUGUCCCGUGGCCAUCACGAUCCACGUGGGGGUCCUAGCAUGCCCGACAGGCUCCGCUGACCCCCAUCCCCGGGUUUCCAGGAGGUGGCCUUCCCCUCAGCCUUGGGCCUCCCCUCGGCCUGAGUCUCACUGCAGUUCAUGUCCUCCCCUGCGCCCUUCUCCCCAGCCCCAGGCUGCACUGAAGCCCUCACUUCUUUUCAGUCUAUGGAAGAACAACGUCCUUGCCUGUUGGGAGCCCGUCCACCCUGGGAAUGAUUUUUGGCUGAAAUUGCUGCAGUUGAACACAGGAAGUUCUGCCUGCCAGAGUGAGGGUACUCCAGCAGGCCGCGGCACAUUCCCUGCCUCCAAGGUUCUAAGCAAGUAAAAGGGUCAAGACCCUCCCAGAGGACUGAGGAGAGACCAGAUGAUCUCUUGAGAUUCCUCUCAGCUCCAGAACCUGACUUUUAAAUAGCAACACUAAGAUCUAGGUGACAUACAGGCUCUGUGACAGCAGGUGCUCCUCCUCCCAUGACACCCCAUGUACCUGGGCAGGAGAUUCGGUGCAAAUAUGGAUAGGUGCAGGGAGGGGGUUUAAAAUCUGCCCACACUGAGAUUUUAUGCUGGGGAUUUGCAUAUCUGCUGGCCCGGCUCCGCGACCUGGUGGGUCUAUGCAACUGUCAAAGUGUGAGUGUGUGAUAAAUUCCCCUCUGACCGUCAUCACAACUUCUGAGUGUUCUGUGCAUUUUUAAAUAACUCUUACCAUGUAAAUAUUAUAUUACAUUUUAAUAAAGUUUUUUUGCAUUUACUUUUGUAAUAUUUGGGGUUUUAUAGAUUUUUAUUUUAUGGCCAAGUAUACUUUUGUAAGGAAAUGUUGAAGUCUUGAGUAUUUUUAUUCUUUGUCAACUGUAAGCACUGGUAAAUAUUAUUCGUAUGUGGUUUUCCUUCCUUUCCAUCGGGUCUUUUUAAGGAACUGUGUUUUGGCAUAGCAUUUUAUUUAAAACUCUGCUUCAUUUUACACAUUGUGAAUACUGAAGAUUCUGAAAAAUAAAGAUGCAUUUAAAAUCUCUGUGCUGUUACAUUGUAGAAAUGGUAAUGUGCAUUGGUUUGCCAAAGUGGUAAUUAAAUGUUUAAUGGUUUAGAACUCCUAGUUCAGAAUGGGAGUUCUAAUCAUUACUCACAACACGGAGCCUCUGUGCAGCUUCCAGUCAGCCCCUGCUUCUUGGGAGAAAGCACAUGAGAGUGGUGAUCUCUGCUCAGUUAGGAAAUGUGGUUAUGUUGACAUGAUAGUUACUGUGCUGUGGUUUUGCAAUAAAUGUGUAUUGAAAGCA
Messenger RNA from Camelus dromedarius (Arabian camel), 12387 nucleotides. RefSeq names its product solute carrier family 49 member 4 (gene SLC49A4). Gene Ontology annotation, cellular component: intracellular membrane-bounded organelle; membrane. Gene Ontology annotation, biological process: transmembrane transport. Gene Ontology annotation, molecular function: transmembrane transporter activity. The coding region runs from base 141 to 1577 and encodes 478 amino acids. NCBI's taxonomy places the organism in Eukaryota, Metazoa, Chordata, Mammalia, Artiodactyla, Camelidae. The record is from RefSeq and is a predicted model, not a curated record. The transcript has 9 exons.